This is a messenger RNA of Phymastichus coffea, 5130 nucleotides long. It is a transcript of the gene rl, whose product is annotated as mitogen-activated protein kinase 1. Gene Ontology annotation, molecular function: MAP kinase activity; ATP binding. Gene Ontology annotation, cellular component: nucleus; cytoplasm. The transcript is spliced from 7 exons. Gene Ontology annotation, biological process: protein phosphorylation; intracellular signal transduction. The record is from RefSeq and is a predicted model, not a curated record. Bases 296 to 1402 code for a protein of 368 amino acids. Lineage: Eukaryota; Metazoa; Arthropoda; Insecta; Hymenoptera; Eulophidae.
CUGCUGCUGCUGUGCAGGCUGUAGCUGUGCUAUAUGCUGCUGCGCCCUGCCGUUAGCCGCGCUGUAUGUAGCCGUAUCGCUGUGACUGCUUCGGGCAGGACGAAGAAAAGAGAAAGAGGAAGGGGAAGAGUCCUCUCCUUCUCGUGCGCGUUCUUUCUCUCUCUCUUUCUCACUCUCGUCAGUCUCUCGUCGUCGGCCGCGAGGAAGGUGUGGGUGCGUCCUCACUGAUUGUCGUACAAAGUAUCUGGUGCGUGUGUCCCGUGAUCGUAUCCAUCCUCCUGAGAAACAGAAAAACAUGGCAAGUGAGGUUGACGCGACGGCGAAUGCCCAGAUAACCAAUGCCGAGAUCGUCCGUGGCCAAAUCUUCGAGGUCGGCCCGCGAUACACCAAUCUCGCCUACAUGGGUGAGGGCGCCUAUGGCAUGGUCGUAUCUGCAUAUGACAAUGUAACACAUACAAAAGUAGCUAUUAAGAAAAUUUCAGCAUUCGAGCAUCAAACUUACAGCCAAAGGACAUUAAGAGAAAUAAAAAUCCUCACAAGGUUUAAGCAUGAAAAUAUUAUAGAUAUAAGAGAUAUUUUAAGAGCCCCCAGCAUAGAGCAAAUGAAAGAUGUAUAUAUUGUUCAAUGUUUAAUGGAAACUGAUCUUUACAAAUUACUCAAAACUCAGGCUAUUAGUAAUGACCAUAUAUGUUAUUUUCUCUAUCAAAUUCUUCGAGGACUGAAGUAUAUCCACUCUGCAAAUGUUUUACACAGAGACCUGAAACCUAGUAAUUUGCUUUUGAAUACCACAUGUGACCUUAAAAUUUGUGAUUUUGGUCUGGCCAGAGUUGCUGAUCCUGACCAUAAUCAUGCUGGUUUUCUCACAGAGUAUGUUGCAACAAGGUGGUACAGAGCACCAGAAAUUAUGUUGAACUCUAAGGGAUAUACAAAAUCAAUAGACAUUUGGUCUGUUGGCUGCAUUUUAGCUGAAAUGUUGUCUAGAAGAGCCAUAUUUCCUGGUAAACAUUAUUUAGAUCAACUCAAUCAUAUUCUUGGUAUCCUUGGAUCACCUUCACCCGAGGAUCUUGACUGCAUAAUCAAUGAAAAGGCACGCAGUUACUUGCAGUCCUUACCUUACAAACCAAAGGUUCCAUGGACAUGUUUAUUUCCAAAUGCCGAUCCUAAAGCGCUCGAUUUACUAGAUAAAAUGCUUACUUUUAAUCCUAACAAGCGCAUUGUGGUUGAAGAUGCUUUAGCACACCCAUACUUGGAACAGUAUUAUGACCCAGCUGAUGAGCCAGUUGCAGAAGAGCCAUUCAAAUUUGACAUGGAGCUAGAUAAUCUCCCAAAAGAAACAUUAAAACAGUACAUAUUUGAGGAAACACUACUUUUCCAGAAAAAUCGACAAGAGAAUGCCAUAUAAUAGGAAAUAAUCUUAAAGCAGUAUCAUCAAAAAUUAAAAAAAAAUUUUUUUUUAUCCGUCAUCGACGUUAUUAAAAUUUUUGGACGACUGAAAGAGGUACAAAAUUUUCUUGUGAAAGAGAUGGUGGUACACCUGUUGAGUAAGAUUACUAUGGCAUAGAAAAGUACAGUUUUUUUGGAAUAGUCCAAAAAGUGUAACCAAUCUUUCCCCAUGUAGAAACUUGUUAUUGUAAUCUAACAGUAAUUUUUGCUUAUGAUAGCUAUCAAUUUAUGUAUAAUAUUGUUUGAUCUAUAUUACUUUUAUUUUUACAAAAUGUGUAUUCAUGUAUAUAUAUUAAGUGAGAUUUACUUUCACUAUAAUGUCGUUAUUGGCAAAAAAAUCUUUUUCAAGUCAAAUGCCAUGGCGAUUAUAUAAAAAAAAAACAGAAAAUUACUUGCAUGAGACGUAAGUUAAACAGGAGGUUGUGCUACGAAUUUUUGAUUCUAACAUGAAUAACAUUUUGCAGUUUCUGGAUGUACAUAAAACUAUUAUGAUCUCAACAAAACUAAGUUGACUUAAGAAUCAUACACUUUUAAUGCUGUCUUUCAAAAAUGAAUGCAACAUUCGAACUCAUUGUUGCUCUACAUCAUGAGAAUCAUUUUAAAAAAGUGAUGAAAAUCAUGCCAAAGUACGAAAUAGGAUGUCAAUUUCUACUUAAUAGUUUAUUGUUUAAAAAACCUGAAGUAAAUAUGUUUAUUUUUCAUCGAAUACUGCUAAGUAUAAAAUACAUCGUUCUAUAAAUAGAAAGUGUAAAACAAUUCUAAAUCUAUAUUUUUGUCACAUAAAAGAGCAUAAAAAAGAUAUUCAAAGUAUUCUUUAGCAUUGUCUUUAGUAUUCUUUAGCAUGCAUUUAGCAAUAUCUUAUAGUAAUACGUUAGUUUCAUUGCACAAUUGAAAAACGUAUAAUAUUACAAUCAAUUGAGUAAACUCAAAGUCAAUUAGUUGAUAUUUUCCGCUUAAUUCGAUGAAAAAUUGAUUUUUCAAAUUCUACAACGUAAAUUAUUUAUUUUUUGAUUACAAAGAGUAUCAGCGUGAAUAAGAGCGUAAACAGUAAUUCAAAAUAUUAACAGAAUAUCAAAAUAUCUAAGCCAAUGGUUUAUUACUACACUGAUACUGCCAUCGUUGUGCAUAUAAUGCACGUGUCAGUUAUCGUUAACUUUGUGUUAGAAAUAAUUAAGAUUUGUUCAACACUUUAGACAUCAGCAUUGAAAGUUACAUGUAUAUAUGUGUACGCAGGAUGAAGCAUGAAUAAUUUAAUUUACAUUCAAUUGAUGUAUUGAUACAUAAUUUCUGUAAAAAUUGCGAAAUCAUUAAUGCGAUAAUUUGUAUAAAGUAUUGUUUAACGAUGUUAGAAAACAGUUUUAUAAAAUUAUAUCAUGUGUCAGUUGUCUAAAUAUUAGGCUUACAAUUAAAUUUUAAAAAAUAAAUCGAAGAAGAUUGGUUCAAUGAAAAUGUUUAGUUGGCUUAAUCACGACUGAAAAACAUUUUAACAAGUAAUGGCCGAACAUUGGGAAAAUUUUCAGUGGCCUUGCAUUCAUCUGCAAAUUCGUUAUAGUCAUCGUUAAUGGCAGUGAUGUUUGCAUUUUAACUUUCAUAUUAAUGUUAACAUUUUUCAUCUAAAAUUUGAAAAUUUUUUAAAUAAUAUUGAAAAACAUCUUUUUCGUCUAUUUAUAUUCAGGUCUUGUAAAGUUACUUAAAAAUUAUAAAUGGUGCAAAUAUAAUUAUAUUAACAAAUCAUAAAUUGAUGCUUCAAGUGAGCACGUCGAUGAUCAUUUGCUGAAUUACAUUAUUGUCGUAACUAUCAAUGGUGGCCAUAUUGCAUAAUUAUAAAAUGUCUUUGAGCAUUUUAAUAAAUAAUUAAAUUUCCUACAAUAAAAUUGUUAACUAAUGAUAUUUUGAUUUUUUUAAAUUGCUUAUUCUAUUCACGGCAAUAAUCAACAUUUUAACAACGAACUUGAUGUAUUUUUGAUGAGUGAGUAAUAAGUUGAGUCAUUCAUAACAUAUUUUUAACUGCGAUGGAAUAUGCCACCUUGAUAAAAUAAAAAAUUUUCAAUUUCAAGAUAGCAUUAAAUUUGUGAUCGCUGUCUCGUUGAAUCAUUGUCUUUGUCACUACUUUUUGACUUUUUACGUGAAAUUAAAAUUUUUAUCUGAAUGUAUAUCUUUGAAAAUUGUAUGGGUCAUUUUACAAUGAAUCAAUCAUUUAGGCAAUGAGACGUCCUAAAAUUCAAGUGCUUCAAUUUACCUCUAAGAACUUCCAUCACGUACAAAAGUAUUGAAAAUUGUAAUUAAUUGUAUGAAUUGGCCCUCUUCAACAUUGUGGAUUGUAAAAUUGACCACUGGUCAAAGUAAGAAAAAAUUAAAUAAAAAAGUCGAGCAUUUCGAUUCAUAACUUAAAAAUUAAAACAGCGUUUUGAUGUAAUAAAAAAUAAUAAAUGAUCGUGUAAGGUUUUUGACAUAAAAAUUUAAAGUGAAAACAAAAUCAAAUAUAUUUCUUACUGCAAUCGUUCCUACGUACUAGCCAAACUUCAAGAGUCGAUUGCAUUAUAAUUCAUUAAGUGAUUUAUAUGGUUACUGAAAUCAGGAUUCGCUAUAUACAUUAUUAUAGUAACAUAAUCAGGCCUAAUAUACUUAAUGUUACCUGUGUAUAUCUGUUGUUGCUGAAUCUUAAAUCAUAAAUAUCUAAUAUUUCUAAUAUUUAGUCUGUCAAUUUUCAGUAUUGUGUACAAUUCGUAAAAAGAAUAUGUGCAUCUUGUUGCAUUGGAUAUGUUUAAUAAAAGUUGAUCGAUUUAUUCAAUCUUCAAAAUUAAAUGGAAAACAUAUUUUUUGACAGACAAGACUGAUUUAAAUUUUAUUGCGCUACACUUGUUCAGAAAUAAAAUUUUGAGCACGAUUAUUAAAAACAAGCGUGUGGUCGACAACAGAAAAUCGCUAGACAUCUGAUCAAUGUAAUUAGAAGAAUAUGCGUUUGCAUGACAAUUAAAUUUUCAAAAAAAAAAACUUGUUUGUAAAGUGCUUUGUUGCCAUAAAUCUAUGGAUGUAUUUACGAGUAGCUUUUUCAUUGUAUUGAAGUUACGUCAUUUAUUUAUUCAAAGGAACUAGUGAAAUUCGACGUUAAUUAGCCAUAACGCAAAAAAUCACACAAUAUUUACAAAAUAAAUUAAUAAAUUUCGGAAUGAUUCGACUUAAAAAAUUAUUAAUGUAUCAGGCAAGUACACGAGUUUUAUUAAGACUAAACCAACGUGCUGCCUUAUGAAUAAAAUUAUGCGUAGUUAUUUCGCGAAAAGUGGUAAUACUCAAGUUCAGAUUAUGACGGGUCAAAGGUGUUGAUCAAUUUAAUUUUUUGUGCAACUUCGUGCAUGUUAAGUAGCUUCAGGAAAUGACAACAUUAUAUGGGCUCAUGUCCACUUUUUUGAAAUAUCUGUCGAUUAGAAAUUGGGUUUCUUCUAUAUAUAUAUAUCGUCUAAUGCAUACAUUGUUGAUUCUCUUGCAAAAUAAUGAAGUUUUAAAUGUACGUAACAUAAAAUGUUGUAUGACGAUUAUGCCAAUUAACAUCUCUAUUGAUGUUCAUGAUUAUAAAUACCAAUAUUUAUUAGGUUUCCCUUUUAUAAAAUAGUUUUUUCUUUUAUAAAAAAUAUAAAUUGUUGAUAAUUGUAAUAGUACCUAGUAAUCCAAGUAAAAAUUAAAAUAUCU